This is a messenger RNA of Arabidopsis lyrata subsp. lyrata, 1331 nucleotides long. Its product is annotated as thaumatin-like protein 1. Gene Ontology annotation, cellular component: extracellular region. The transcript is spliced from 3 exons. The record is from RefSeq and is a predicted model, not a curated record. Gene Ontology annotation, biological process: defense response. Bases 225 to 1190 code for a protein of 321 amino acids. NCBI's taxonomy places the organism in Eukaryota, Viridiplantae, Streptophyta, Magnoliopsida, Brassicales, Brassicaceae.
CAGUAACCGUUUGAUUCAACGGCUAAAUCCUAUAUCCACUAAAAAUCAACCACGUCAUCAGACAUACCAAUAUACAGCAACACUUGAUUGUAGCCCCUAUGGAUUGUAGCUAAUAAAAAGAUCGUCAACAGAAUUAACUCUUUUAAAUCACUCCUCUGUUUUACCUUCUCUGUUUCGCUCCCUAAAGAAGAAACAGAGCGUUCACAUUUCUCUGCAGCAUAAUCAUGGCAUUGAUAUUCUUAUUCUUAUUGUUUUCGAAUUUGUUCUUCUCCGGAGUUAUGUCAAGGAGCUUCACAUUUUCGAACAAGUGCGAAUACACAGUCUGGCCGGGAAUUCUAUCUAACGCCGGAGUUCCUCCAUUACCAACUACAGGCUUCGUCCUCCAGAAAGGAGAGACGCGUACAAUCGACGCGCCGUCUUCAUGGGGCGGUCGUUUCUGGGGAAGGACACUCUGCUCUACCAAUUCCGAUGGAAAAUUCUCCUGCGCAACUGGAGAUUGCGGUUCCGGAAAACUUGAAUGCUCCGGCGCUGGAGCUGCCCCUCCUGCGACUCUAGCUGAAUUUACCCUCGACGGUUCCGGAGGACUCGAUUUCUACGAUGUCAGCCUCGUCGACGGCUACAAUGUUCAGAUGCUGGUGGUUCCUCAAGGUGGCUCCGGUCAGAAUUGCAGCAGCACUGGCUGCGUCGUCGAUUUAAACGGCUCAUGUCCGUCCGAGCUAAGAGUGAAUAGCGUCGGAGGCGACGGCGGCGGUGGGAAAGGGGUGGUGACGAUGGCGUGUAAAAGCGCGUGCGAAGCGUUUCGGCAGCCGGAGUAUUGCUGCAGCGGCGCGUUUGGGUCGCCUGACACGUGUAAGCCGUCUUCGUACUCGAGGAUCUUCAAGAGCGCGUGUCCACGCGCCUAUAGCUACGCGUAUGACGAUAAGUCUAGUACAUUUACGUGCGCGAAAUCUCCCAACUACGUUAUCACUUUCUGUCCUUCUCCCAACACCAGCCUAAAAUCAGCCGAGGAACAGAGCACAGAGACAAUGACGACGACAAGUCCAAGCUCCGGCAGGACGACGUCGUCGCAGAUGGUCUACGAAGGUGCUCUGGACGAAAGGAGUGGUUCACCAUCUACAUGUCACGGCGUAUCACGAGCAAUCACUGUCGUUCUCUCGCUUGCUUUUUGUCGUAUGUGGUGGUUCUUUUGACCAGAUUAUAUGUCUUAGAAGGCCUUUUCUCACUAUAGUAAAAAUAUUCUAACAUGACUCUUCCUUACUCAAUCAGCAAAAAGCUAUAGAACAAAAGUGGAACAAUUUGAGAAAUGUUGAAACAAUGUGUCUUCCAUUUUA